This is a messenger RNA of Cygnus atratus (black swan), 4862 nucleotides long. RefSeq names its product synaptotagmin 1 (gene SYT1). The transcript is spliced from 11 exons. Gene Ontology annotation, molecular function: clathrin binding; phosphatidylserine binding; calcium ion binding. The record is from RefSeq and is a predicted model, not a curated record. Bases 360 to 1709 code for a protein of 449 amino acids. Gene Ontology annotation, biological process: regulation of dopamine secretion; calcium ion-regulated exocytosis of neurotransmitter; cellular response to calcium ion. Gene Ontology annotation, cellular component: synaptic vesicle membrane; axon; dense core granule. NCBI's taxonomy places the organism in Eukaryota, Metazoa, Chordata, Aves, Anseriformes, Anatidae.
CCCGCCGGCGCCCACCGCCGCCCGAACUUAACGCCCGGCGCGCCGCCUGCCCGCCGGGGGCUAGGGACGGGGAGGGGAAGGGAAGAAGGGAAGGGAGGAGAAGGGGGGGUGUCAGCCUGCCUUGCGCGGGGGCGCACCGCUCCGCGCCGCGCACCGGGAGGGGCCGGGGCUGAGCGCGGCCCCGCCGCGGGGGGAGCGCUGAAGGACGCGCCGGCGGCGCCCGCCCCGGUUGCCAGACACACAGAAUCCUGAAUAAACAAAGAGAAGAGACCUAAGCACAGUCUGUAUUGUGAAUAUUUUUACCUCGGCACUUCCUGAUUUAAAACACACACAGGACCAGAUGAAUAAAACACACCAUUAUGCUUUGUCUGCAAAAUCUGCAUCUUUUAUUGCAUGUGGUUAUCAGUACCCCAGCAGCUUCCACAGGGGUUAAAAUGGUGAGUGAAAGUCAUCAUGAGGCCCUGGCUGCACCGCCAGCUACCACAGUAGCAGCAGCUCCACCAAGUAAUGUCACUGAACCAGCCGGUCCCGGAGGAGGGGGAGGAAAAGAAGAUGCAUUUUCUAAAUUAAAAGAGAAGUUCAUGAAUGAACUGAACAAAAUUCCACUGCCACCUUGGGCCUUAAUAGCCAUAGCCAUAGUUGCAGUCCUAUUAAUCCUUACCUGCUGCUUUUGUCUCUGUAAGAAAUGCUUGUUCAAAAAGAAGAACAAGAAGAAGGGAAAGGAGAAGGGAGGGAAGAAUGCUAUUAACAUGAAAGAUGUUAAAGAUUUAGGGAAAACCAUGAAAGACCAGGCUCUUAAGGAUGAUGAUGCUGAGACUGGGCUGACUGAUGGGGAAGAGAAAGAAGAACCCAAAGAAGUGGAGAAACUAGGGAAAAUCCAAUAUUCUUUGGAUUAUGACUUCCAGAACAAUCAGCUUCUGGUUGGGAUUAUUCAAGCAGCUGAGCUGCCUGCAUUAGAUAUGGGUGGUACAUCUGAUCCCUAUGUGAAAGUGUUUCUGCUGCCUGAUAAGAAGAAGAAAUAUGAGACAAAAGUCCACAGAAAGACCCUCAACCCUGUUUUCAAUGAGCAAUUUACAUUCAAGGUGCCAUACUCCGAGCUGGGUGGAAAAACUUUAGUGAUGGCAGUUUAUGACUUUGAUCGUUUCUCCAAACAUGAUAUCAUAGGGGAAUAUAAGGUUGCAAUGAACACGGUGGACUUCGGUCAUGUGACUGAGGAGUGGAGGGACUUGCAAAGUGCAGAGAAAGAAGAGCAAGAAAAGCUGGGUGAUAUCUGCUUCUCCCUGCGCUAUGUGCCUACUGCUGGCAAACUGACUGUUGUCAUUCUGGAGGCGAAGAACCUGAAGAAGAUGGAUGUCGGUGGACUGUCAGAUCCCUAUGUGAAAAUCCAUCUGAUGCAGAAUGGUAAGAGGCUGAAGAAGAAAAAGACCACAAUUAAAAAGAAUACUCUGAAUCCCUACUACAAUGAGUCUUUCAGCUUUGAAGUACCAUUCGAGCAAAUUCAGAAAGUGCAAAUUGUUGUGACUGUUUUGGACUAUGACAAGAUUGGCAAGAACGAUGCCAUCGGGAAAGUCUUUGUGGGCUACAACAGCACUGGAGCGGAGCUGCGGCAUUGGUCAGACAUGUUGGCCAACCCCAGGCGGCCCAUUGCACAGUGGCACACCUUGCAGCCCGAGGAGGAGGUAGAUGCCAUGCUGGCAGUCAAGAAGUAAAUUAAAUUAAAUUACAUUAAAUUAUGAAGAAGAAGAAGCCUUUCUGCAUUUGCCCACAUAGUGCUCUUUAGCCAGUAUCUGUAAAUACCUCAGUAAUAUGGGUCCUUUCAUUUCCAGCCAUGUGUUCCUGACACAGAUCAGUUGUACUUUUAAAUUCCUGUUUUAAUUUGCACAACUUUAAAUGUAGAGAGCCUUCUAAUGGCGCUUCAUUUCACCACUGCCCCCCCAGAUCUACUCUUCUUUUAAGCAAUAUGAUGUGUAGAUAGAGCAUGACAGAAAUUAUUUAUUGUAUCACACAGUUGUAUAUAUACACCAGUAUGCUGAGAAUUUAUUUCUAGUUUGUGUAUUUGUAUGUUGUAAGCGUUUCCUAAUCUGUGUAUAUCUAGAUGUUUUUAAUAAGAUGUUCUAUUUUAAAUUAUGUAAAUUGACUGAGAUAUAGGAGAGCUGAUAAUAUAUUAUAGGGUAACUAUUGUAUCGUCUGCAUUCCAGAAAAAAAAUUCCAACUUGUAAGGCACUAGUAGUGUUACACUAACAUCUUAAAGGACAACUUAAAUCUGAGCUUUCAACUGGACCAUUCUAAUAACACGCUAUGCGUAAUCUUGGAGGGGCACAUCCAAUUUGGUAGACUUCUUUCACGGGCAACUUAGCAUGAUCUGAGCAGUUCCAUGGCUGACCUCAAGGAGAUGUAGCCAGAAGCCAGGAUAUAAUUUUUUUGUAUAUAUUCCAAAGCAAACACAUAACAGACUGAAAUGGCUUUUGAUUGAAAGUUGAGGAAGCAGUUCCAUAGGAGGCAAUGGUUUCAUCUAACAUACAAAGUAAGAACAUUGCAGAGGUUGUGCAGAGAGGGGGGGAAGGGAGGGGGGAGAUGCAGCGGUCGUGAAAUGCUGCCAUGAAAACAAGAGUAGCUCUCCGUUAUCACCUUUAUACAAAAUUUGCAUACUGUGAAUUCCAUCCACGAUUUCACAUUAUAAUGAGUUUGCACAUUAGACUUUGUAACAAAAUAUUUUAUUAUACUAACUCAGAUUAGAAGGAAUGCAGAAUAUUUUUUAGACACAGCCGUGUGAGUUUAUUAUACAAAAUAGUUUCAUGGUAAACAGACAGUAUUGUAAUCCCAUCAGAAGAUGACAAAAUUUAGCCAUAGUUCUAAAUGCACUUCAAAGUAAGCCAAAAGAGAACAGCUAGUGACCUUUUAUAUACUAUUUAUACUUAAGUUUUAAUUUGUCCUUUAAAAAAAAGUGAAAACAAAGAACAAGUUCUAGAAAACUGAAGCAACCUCUUCUGUAUACUAGAUGCUCGUUUCAGGAGGAGUUUUUAAAUGUUUUCAAUGUUAUUAUGUAGUAAAUGGCACUAUUAUGAAGCUAUUAGUCAUUCCAUAAGAGUCUUGAAAGACUGCUCUGUGUAUCACUGUGACUGCCGUGUGUGCUUAGAAAUGUAGUUUUCUCAGUGGAUAGCAAUCAAUUUAUUCCGUAGUGAUAUUGUAAUAAUACUGCCAUUCCCUUCUACUGCACUGCCGAAGGAAUGCAUAGCACAAGCAGUUCUAGUUAUUACGGACCAAUUUAGAACUGGAGAGCUAUGCAGGGGACAAGGAGGCUAUAUUGAAUGGGUUGACCACGCAGCAUUUUGUCAAGCCCUGUGCAAUAUUCCACAUUUCCAACCUCCUUCUCCCUCGCCCCCUGCCGCUUUACUGUAGAUAAUCAUCUUACAGCUAGCCAGCAUGUCAUCUCAGCUUGUACCAUCUCAUCAAGUCAGUUAGGGCAUCACUUCUAUCUCAUGUACCGUCCUUUGAGGCCUCUUGCUUAUCUUUCCAAGCUGUGAAUAUAUUUAUAAUGUUUUGAGAAGUUCAUUAUUUUCAGUCAUGCAAACUACCCCAGAAAUGCGGAAAUGCUAUACCUUUUGGAGGGAGGCAUGAGACAUUAAUCAGUGAUGUUCUUCUCAAUUGUAUCUAAAAGAAAUUAUUGUUAAAAAAAAAAAAAAUGAAUGUAAUCAGGGAACUGUGUGCUGAAAACGAAAUUCUUCACCCUCCCUCAAGACUCUGCUUCUGAGAGAGGUGUGACAGUCUGAGAGGUCAGUGCAGUGACAGCCAAGCUCCAACAUUUUCAGUGCAUGCGGAGGGUAGGAGAAGCAGCAAAGAAGUGGGAGGAGAGUAAAAAUCUGGAUCUCUCCCCACCUCCAAAAGUAAGAAUAGCAAGACCUAUUUUCUUUCUUUUUUACAUGAAACAUGGAAAAAACACAAGUGAGACAUUUUCUGAUAGAAACAGGCGCAUACAUGCAAAGCAUCAAGCUGGAAUACUUAAAAAUCUUGAUCUUGAGGACCAAACCCCACCAAAGAGGAGAACUAGACAGUCAGCUUUCCAGUGUAACAGCAGAUACUCAGCUUCAUGGUCUCCAGCUUUCAGUUGUUCAUUCAAGAUAGCUGCAGGUUCAAACUGCCAGAACUGAUUCAUUGUGUUAAGGUAUUCUUAAUGCUUUCUCUUCCUACACUGCCAGACUGAAUGUCACCGUAGAAUUGGUUUGUAAGGUACUAUGAUUCUCAGAGACUGAACCUGCUAUAUGACCAAGAUGACAUUUUCAUCCUCAAAGAAGCCACAUGUACCUUUCUGACAAAGCUGUGUGAAGUAUUAGAAUCUGAUGCUGUAGAAAGAUCCUAGUUGCCUUUGUGUAUAUUUACUGCCUGCUUGAGUGUUUCUCUGUGUGGGUUUUCUCUGUAUCUUGUAGAAAUGUUUGGGGUGUUUUAUCCUGCCAUAUCGCUCGUGGCCCGCGAGCUGACAACUUUAGCCGUAUUUUACCUUCAUUUUUGAUGAGGUGGUUUAUAUUUUGUUUCACUUUGUGUAGUGACUUCCCACAGUAGAGUUUUCCAAUUGUCGUUAAAAUAACAUACAUAUUACACAGAUAUUCAAUAAAAAUGUUUUAUUUCCUGUUGAUGUUUCAGUGUUUCUCUUUUGAUCUAAAAUUUUAGAAAGACAUUUCACUCUUGGACCUUAGUACAAUCAUUAACUUGGAAGUAUAGUAAGUGCAGUGGCACAGCGCCUUUAGAGGGGCUGUGAAAGCUGCUUUCCCCUGCAUGGCCCAGCCAGCAGUUCUCCAGGAGGUGAAUUCUCUGUCUCUAUUGUAGAUGAAAGCCUACUACCCUGUUUUCCCAAGAAGUCUGAUUAU